Molecule: messenger RNA, 1224 nt
Organism: Phytophthora sojae
Lineage: Eukaryota; Oomycota; Peronosporomycetes; Peronosporales; Peronosporaceae
Exons: 3
Coding region: 1-1224 (407 amino acids)
Source: RefSeq, a predicted model, not a curated record
AUGGCAACACUCUCGAAGACAGCGCAGUCAGCAGCACUGGUGCCGGGAACACCGUCCUCAGCGCCAAAAGGCCUGGAGAAAAGAAAGCUCGGCACUGCAGCCAAGAUUCGAGAGCGCAAGCGGAAGCGGGCAGCAGCUCGCAAGGAGAACCAAGGUGCUGGUGCCAAGUCCAGCGUGGAGGCAGCGACAACGACGACCGGAGGGUGUGAGGCCGCGGGGGCCGGGGUGAAGAAGGCCGCGGGGGCCAAGGAGAAUAAGCUGAAGAAGGCCGCUGGAACCAAAGCGAGGAAGGCUGUUGGUGGGCCGCUCGCAGAGGCCCUCCAAGCAGCCAUGACCGAGGCUGCUGCAGAGUCUUUGGAGACAGCGCCCGCAGCAAGCAGUGUUGCGCCGUGCGACUCGCGCAGUGGUGCUGGAGCGCCGUGCGACUCGCGCAGUGGUGCUGGAGCGCCGGCUAGUACGUCGAGGGAGCAUGUAGCCGCUGCCACGGCACAUUGUUCUCAUGGCAUUAUACCGGGGGACCUUAGUGAUAUGGGUUCAACAUCUCGCACCACCGACCAGGCUGCAGCUCAGAUCUUGACGGAACUUGCAAGCCGUGCUGUCGAUGGAGGCGUGCAUCACCCGGAGGUCAAGAGGGCUGCUGGUAGGACUGGCAAGGCGUCUCGUAGAGCCCAGACUGCUGCAACCGACCAGCGUGUCACGGCACAGUACCGUGUGCUUUGGCUCAGUCGUCUGCUCGUCAACCGCCGCUACUAUCAACGCACUUGGGAGCCUCUUCAGCAGCUUUUGGACGAUGGCUUCGUCAACGAGGACGAGUUUGGCAAGCGUGCAAUUGGUGCUGACGCUCGUGGCCUGUGCAUGUUCAAUGCACUGAAGCGUGCGGCCGAGCUUGCUGGACGCCCGGACAUCGUCACGCAAGAUGAUAUCGACACCUUUGUGGCUGAUGAACUCCGAGAGCAUGGAGUGGACCUCACAGUGGGCAUUUCGUGGAAGGUGGUGCUACGGUUCCUGCGCCGCCUGAGGGAUGCUGGCCGGGAUUUCAUCUUCAAGGCUAUCGACAAGGACAACUUCACUAUUGCUGGACGGCGUGGAGCACGUGUGCUGGAGGAAGUGCCUCUCUACAACGGACUUUACUUCGUUGUUGCCUACAACCACAGUCUAGUGGGGCACGCGUUCGGCUUAGCGUCCAAGGGAAGAAGGGCAGGGUUCGGUGCAUCUACGACUUAA